AUGGCCUCCCCCGUCCCUAUCCAAGACCUCACAGCCCUCGAGCGCAUCGGACCCAAGGGCUACCUGCGCUAUGUCUUCCCCUUCCAGCUCCCAGACAACUACGACCUCUCCGAAGUCUCCCGCGUAAUCCAAGCCGGAUACGACGCCCUCACCCAGCGCAUCCCCGUAGUCAGCAGCGAAGCCAUCCCAGACCCCGACGCCAAACAAGCAGGCGUGCUGAAAUUCCACGGCCGAAACGAGGACAGCGCAAAGAUCGUCGUCAAGGACCUGCGCACUUCCUUUGAAUCAACCUACGCCGACCUGAAAUCGAACCACUUCCCCGUCUCCGCGUUCGACGCCGAUACUCUCUGCCGUCGCUCCGUGUGGCCAACCGCCGGCGAGAGACUGCCUGUUUCCCUCGUACAGGCGAAUUUCAUCCCAGGCGGACUCCUGCUGACAUGGUGUAUCCUGCACAUGGCCGGCGACGGGACGUCAUUCUAUACAUGGACAAAGCUAUGGGCGGAGGGAUGUCGUCGUGCGCAGGGGCUCGAAGUCACAGAACCCGCGCAACUAUCAGAGGAUCUAUGGAAGGACAGAGCCCAGAUCUCGAAACCGCUCGGGCAUAAUGAAGGGAAGCUGGAGAACCACCCGGAGUAUACCCAUCUCCCGUUCACGCCGCCGGGGGCGCCGCCGAAGAUGCUCUCGCAGAGUCACAGGGGGCAGGUGUAUUACUUCUCGCCGGAGUCUCUGGCGGCGCUCAAGGCCGAGGCGGCCCCGGCUAAUGCUACGACAGUGAGUGGGCAGUCGUGGAUCUCGACGAAUGAUGCUUUAUCUGCGCUCAUCUGGCGCACGGUCAUGGCGGUUCAGUCGCCGCUGGAUACACUAGAGGGAGACCCUGUGUCGACAUUCGGGAUCGCCAUUGACGGACGACAGCGCACGAACCCGAAAGUGCACCCGAAUACGCUCGGCUGUUUCCUCGAGUACGUGGCUGUCUCGACGCCGAUUCGGAAGAUGCUGUCCGAGCUGAAUCUGGCGGACCUGGCGGUUCAGAUCCGCGAGGCGAUUCUGCGUGCUGAUGGCGAGUUCACGGAUGAUGUUGUGUCUCUUGUUGAGAAGUUAGAGGACGUGGAUAGACUGGUUCCGACUGCGUUUUUGGAUGUUCCUGGCUUUAACUGUGUGUUGACCUCGUGGGUUGGGUUUGAGCUUUAUGGGUUGGAUUGGGGGACUCUCUUGGGCGGGAAGAUUGAUGCCGUGAGAGUGCCGAAUGUGGGCUGUAUCAACGGGGCCCAGGUGGUGCUUCCUGUGCUGCCGGAUGGGGGGAUGGAGCUUCUUGUUGGCGUUGAGGGGACUUGCUUGGAUAGACUGUUGAAGGAUCCUUUGCUCAACAAGUUUGGUGUUGCGAGGUAG
Aspergillus puulaauensis is the source of this 1386-nucleotide messenger RNA. RefSeq lists its product as uncharacterized. The record is from RefSeq and is a predicted model, not a curated record. The coding region runs from base 1 to 1386 and encodes 461 amino acids. Lineage: Eukaryota; Fungi; Ascomycota; Eurotiomycetes; Eurotiales; Aspergillaceae. The transcript has a single exon.